This is a messenger RNA of Erpetoichthys calabaricus (reedfish), 1563 nucleotides long. It is a transcript of the gene bambia, whose product is annotated as BMP and activin membrane-bound inhibitor (Xenopus laevis) homolog a. Gene Ontology annotation, biological process: positive regulation of canonical Wnt signaling pathway; negative regulation of transforming growth factor beta receptor signaling pathway; transforming growth factor beta receptor signaling pathway. Gene Ontology annotation, molecular function: frizzled binding. Lineage: Eukaryota; Metazoa; Chordata; Cladistia; Polypteriformes; Polypteridae. The transcript is spliced from 3 exons. The coding region runs from base 347 to 1213 and encodes 288 amino acids. The record is from RefSeq and is a predicted model, not a curated record.
CAUUGAGAUGAGUAGAAAAGCGACUGCUGCGAAGCGAAGAACUGUAUGUUUAGAUGUGGAGCUUUGUCAGAGAAGAAGCGGAGUGUUCAUUUGUUUUGCUGAUUCUUCAUUUUCUUCUGCUUUCCUACUAAGUUAGAGUUCUGUUUUGUUGUUCAAGUGUAUUUAACUGUUGAAGCUGUUUUAUGGCAAGGUAAAAGCAACGGUAUGUUGGUUUGUUGAAAUCCUACAAAAGUCAAAGUGCUGUUUCACGGAGGUUGUGAAUCGAUACAGGCUCAAAUGCGUGUGUUUCAUCAUCGACGUGACCGCAGCGAGCCCUUCUGAGGAUUAAAACUCGAUAUUUAUAUGCAUGCAACUGAAGAUACGGGACAGGAACUGGAAUUACGGGGCUCUGGUGUCUGAAGCAGCGUGGACACGAAUUCAGUGCACUCAAAUGGAUCGCCAUUCCAGUUUAAUUUCUCUUUGGCUGCAACUGGAGUUAUGUGCUAUGGCAAUCUUGCUGUCAAAAGGAGAGAUCAGGUGCUACUGUGAUGCUCCCCACUGCGUGGCAACGGGUUACAUGUGCAAGUCUGAGCUGAACGCCUGCUUCAGUAAACUGCUGGACCCUCAAAACACAAAUUCCCCUCUAACACAUGGCUGUUUGGACUCUAUUGCAAGCACAACAUCCGAGAUGUGCCGUGCUAAAGUGACUGAGAACCACGCAGGACUCUCGGCUAAGCUGGAGUGUUGUCAUGAUGAUAUGUGCAAUUACAGAGGACUGCAUGAUGUGCUCUCUCAUGCCAGGGGCGAUGUUUCAGAUCAUAGCACAAGAUAUCAGCCAGACAGCAGCAGAAAUCUAAUCACCCGAGUUCAGGAUUUGACAUCCUCCAAAGAACUGUGGUUCAGGGCAGCUGUGAUCGCUGUCCCCAUCGCCGGGGGACUCAUCUUGGUGCUCUUAAUUAUGCUGGCUUUGCGGAUGCUGCGCAGUGAGAACAAGAGACUGCAAGACCAGAGACAGCAGAUGCUCUCUCGCUUACACUACAGCUUUCAUGGACAUCAUACAAAAAAGGGCCAAGUUGCUAAGCUGGAUUUGGAGUGCAUGGUGCCCGUAACAGGCCAUGAGAACUGUUGCCUGACCUGUGAUAAAAUGCGCCAGGCUGACCUUGGCAAUGAUAAAAUACUGUCUCUGGUCCACUGGGGGAUGUACAGUGGACACGGGAAAUUGGAAUUUGUAUGACUUGUUUGAAAAAAGGAACAAGGAGAACUGAGAAGCAAGCCCUUUUGUUUUAGGUUUCUCUGCGGAGCACUUUACUUGAAAAUAGAACAUUUUAAAAAUGGUCGGGGUGGGGGUGUAAUUUAAAUGGAAAGAAGAGGACCUGUUUUAACUGAUGGAGAAUUUUGGAUUUUAUGAUUAUUUUUUAAUUGUUGAAGGAUUCCAAAUAUUGUUUUAUUUGCACACUUUUGUAUAAAAACAAAACAAAAAAACAUUCUUUUGUUUUAAAGAAAAUAGAAGAUGCACAGUGAUAGCAGACUAAAGAGGCUACUCCUGAGACAGACCCACAAAAGAAUAAACAAAUGUAGACUCUU